AUUUGCGUUGUUUCGUGGUCUCGUGCUACUGUCCGUGCGACAUCAAGAUGUCCGGGGUCACUGUGUACCUGGUGCUCUUGGGGCUCAUCUGGUCUAGCAAGUGGGGACUUAGGCAGGGGCCACAGCCUUGCCAUGGGAAGUUACCACAAGGGUCUCGCUGUGUUGCAGAAGGCUAUGUUUGAUGUUACUGUCUAGCUCUCCUGAGGAGGAGUGGGAGGAGCUAGUGGAAUGGCAGAAGGAGCUGUAGAAGGACGUGAUGAGGGACAACUACAAGACUUUGAUCUCACUGGGCGUGCUGUCACCAAACCAGACAUCGUAUUCCUGAUUGAACGUGGGGAAGAGCCACGUGUCCAGGCUCACCAGGAGUCGAGGAAAAGAGACCUUUCUACAGGGGUCUCCUCUGAUGAUGGAAUCAAGUGGAAGACUGAAGAGAGUCAGCAGCAGGGAAAUUCUGAGGGUUUGGCAGAGCACAGGAAUUUAUCACAAAGAGAGAAAGCAAAUAGCAUUGAUGAGGGAAAUACGUGUGAGAGUGAACGCGGGCCAGCCGGCCAACACAGGAACAUAGGGGAUGAGAGCAUGGAGAAAUCCACUCCAAAUGAAAGACCUUUCAGCAAACACCAAAACAUUCCUAUCCACACAGGAGAGAGACCCCAUAAAUGUACUGAGUGUGACAAAAGCUUCACUCGCCGCUCACAUCUUCUUCAGCACCAGAGAAUCCACACGGGGGAGAGACCCUAUAAAUGUACCGAGUGUGAGAAAAGCUUCAGACAGAGAUCAGAGCUGAUUGAUCAUCAGCGAACGCAUACUCAAGAGAAACCUUACAAAUGUGAUAAGUGUGGGAAGAGGUUCAUUCGGAGCACACGGCUUAUUCAGCAUCAAAAUGUUCACAAUGGAGUGAAACCCCACAAGUGCCCCCAGUGUGAAAAAAGUUUUAGCUGGAUCUCAUCAGUUAUUAAACACCAGAGAGUCCAUACAGGUGAGAGACCCUAUAAAUGCCCCGACUGUGAGAAAACCUUCAACUGGAGCUCGACCCUUAUAAAACAUCGGAGACUCCACACAGGAGAGAGACCCUAUAAAUGCGCUACCUGCACAAAGUGCUUUGUACAGAGUGCAAAUCUUAUUAAACAUCAGAGAGUCCACACACAACAGAAACCCUAUACGUGUGGGGAAUGUGAAGAAACCUUUCUGAUCAGGUCUCAUUUCAUUCUGCAUCGGAGAAUGCACAUGGGAGAGGAACUCUACAAGUGCGAUGGCUGUGAGGAGUGGUUUGGUCUUGUCUCGGACCUUCAUAAACAUCAGAAGAUCCACACAGGAAAGAAGCCCUAUAAAUGCUCCGAAUGCAACAAAAGCUUUAAUAAGAGUUCAAAUCUUAUUAAGCAUCAGAGAAUCCACACAGGAGAGAGACCCUAUAAGUGUCCCGACUGUGACAAAAGCUUCAUUCAGAGCUCGCACCUGAUGCUCCAUCAGAGAGCUCAUAGGGGAGAAAAACCCUACAAAUGUCCUGACUGUGAGAAAAGUUUUCACCAGAGCUCCCAUCUCAUUCAGCACCAGAGAGUCCACACGCAAGAAAAGCCCUUUAAAUGUCCUGAGUGCGAGAAAAGAUUCAGCCGAAGCUCAGUGCUAAAUAAACACAAACGAAUCCACGUGGGAGACCAGAACUAUAAAUGCAGCCAGUGUGAGGAAACCUUCACUAGCAGCUCCCAUCUUCUUCAGCACAAGAGAAUCCACCAUGUGGAAAGACCUUACACAUGCCCUAGCUGUGAGAAGAGUUUCAGUCGUAGCUCGCAGCUUAUGCUCCAUCAGAAAAACCACGCAGCAGAGAAACCGUACAAGUGUGCUGACUGUGACAAAGGCUUCAUUUACAGCUCACAUCUAAUUCAGCAUCAGAGAACUCACACUAGAGAACGACCUUAUAAAUGUCCAGUGUGUGAGAAAAGCUUCAUUCAGAGCUCGCAUCUCCUUCAGCAUCAGAAAAUCCACACGGGAGAGAGACCUUUUAGAUGCAGUGAUUGUGAGAAAACCUUCAAUCGGAGCUCCAACCUUAUUAAACACCAGAGAACUCACAUCAGGGAGAACCUGUAAGAGAUGCUUCCAUAUGAACUCCACACUGUUGACUAUAAAAGUAUUCACACAGAAGGAAAAUCCUAUAAAUAUUCCAAUGGUGAGAGAAGCUUCAGUCAGAACUGGUCAUGUUGUUCAGCUUCACUGUAUUGAACUGAAUUAAGAUCUCUAGGAAACUUGCCUUGCCCUUCUUAUACUGGCAAGAGUUUUGAUGGUAUAAAUUAUACCAGUUUCCCCAACAAUAUACUAUCCUGGCAAAUGGACUCAUUUGCUGAUAUAACUAUGUCUACACUACAGAUUUUGCUAGCACAGUUAUGUCUAUUAAGGUUGUGUGAUUUGUGAGUGAACAAUGUGCUGGUAAAAGCCCCUAGUGUAGGCACAGUUACACUGCCAAAAUUUGCACUUUUACCAGUAGAGCUUAUUUUGUUUGGGGGGGACAAGGAGGGACACUGUAAUAAACUAUACUAGCAAAAUAGUUAGUUGGGGAUUGGUCCUUCUUUGAGCAGGGGGUUGGACUAGAUGAUCUCCUGAGGUCCCUUCCAACCCUGAUAUUCUAUGACAAUGCUAUUUUGCCAAUAUCACCUGAGUCCAUGUUAGCAGCAGUUUGCGGGUAUUGUAUAUCUGUAUAAUACAUUGGUGUAACUGUAUUGGCCAAGUCUUACAAGUGUAGGACUCCAACACAGUAAGUAACAAAGCGUUGAUUGCCUGAAGUGAAUAGUUAAGCUCCCCUAAAAAUGGGAAAGAGACUGCAAUUUGAUGCCUGUCUAUGUGCAGAGAAAGAAUAG
This is a messenger RNA of Dermochelys coriacea (leatherback sea turtle), 2846 nucleotides long. Its product is annotated as zinc finger protein 420-like. Gene Ontology annotation, biological process: regulation of transcription by RNA polymerase II. Bases 229 to 2082 code for a protein of 617 amino acids. Gene Ontology annotation, molecular function: DNA-binding transcription factor activity, RNA polymerase II-specific; RNA polymerase II cis-regulatory region sequence-specific DNA binding. The record is from RefSeq and is a predicted model, not a curated record. NCBI's taxonomy places the organism in Eukaryota, Metazoa, Chordata, Testudines, Dermochelyidae. The transcript has 4 exons.